AGAAUAUCCAGUCUAUCGCCAAUCGCCGGCCCAUCCCUUAAACCCUCGGCAGAACCCUAUCAAAAUUAUCCCCACAGUCCCACCACUCUAACCCUACCGAUCAACAAAACCAAAACCUUUCCUUUCGACCUCACCAAAAUGGCUCUUUCCAAACCCACCUUCCUCACCCACCUCAAAACCCUAGCCAAACCCCACCACCGGUCACCUCCCUCUUUCAUUACACUCCGCUGCCUCUCGUUUAAUACCCCAGAAGAAGCCGCCGCCGAACGCCGUCGCCGCAAGCGCCGCCUCCGCAUUGAGCCCCCACUUUCCUCUGCCCAACGCUCUCAACAACAGGCUCAGCAGAUGUCCCCACCAAAACCAAUCCAAAACCCUAACGCCCCUAAAGUCCCUGAACCCGUCACUGUGCUCACUGGCAACCGCCUCAACCUCCACAACAAGAUCUUAAAACUCAUCCGCGAAAACGACCUCGAUGAGGCUGCUCUAUACACGCGCCACUCUGUCUACUCCAAUUGCCGCCCCGCAAUUUACACUGUUAACGCCGUCUUAAACGCCCAGCUCCGCCAAUCGAAAUACGCCGAUCUCCUCUCCCUACACCGCUUCAUAACCCUAGCCGGAAUUGCCCCCAAUGUGAUUACCCACAAUCUUAUUUUCCAAACUUAUCUUGAUUGUAAAAAACCCGAUACUGCCCUCGAACAUUACAAGCAGUUUACCAAUGAGUCCCCGGUGAAUCCUUCUCCUACUACUUAUAGGAUUUUAGCGAAAGGGCUGGUGGAUAAUGGGAAAUUGGAGAAGGCUUUGGAAAUGAAGGAGGAGAUGGCGGAGAAAGGUUUGGCUCCUGACCCUGUUGUUUAUAGUUAUUUGAUGUUGGGUUGUGCCAGGAGUGGGGAUUCAGAUGGGAUUUUUAAGCUUUUUGAGGAGUUAAAAGAGAAGAAAGACGGGGUUUUGGAAGAUGGGGUGGUUUAUGGGAGUUUAAUGAAAGGGUAUUUCAUGAGGGGAAUGGAUAAGGAAGCUAUGGAGUGUUAUGAAGAAACUUGUGGAGAUAAUUCAAAGGUUAAAAUGAGUGCUGUUGCUUAUAAUUAUGUUCUCGAUGCUUUAAGUAAGAACGGGAAGUUUGAUGAGGCUUUAAGGUUGUUUGAUAGGAUGAAAAAUGAGCACAGUCCUCCUAGGAGAUUCGCCGUAAAUUUGGGAAGCUUUAAUGUGAUUGCUGAUGGCUAUUGCGCAGAAGGUAAGUUUAAGGAAGCCAUGGAGGUUUUUAGGUUAAUGGGUGAUUAUAGGUGUAGUCCGGAUACUUUGUCAUUUAACAAUUUGAUUGAUCAAUUCUGUCAAAAUGGACUGUUGGCUGAAGCUGAGGAGCUAUAUGGCGAUAUGGGUGAUAAGGGAGUUAGCCCUGAUGAGUAUACUUAUGUUUUGCUGAUGGAUGCUUGCUUUAAAAUGAAGAGGAUUGAUGAUGGGGCUUCUUAUUUUAGAAAGAUGGUGGAGUUGGGUUUGAGGCCAAACUUGGCUGUUUAUAAUAGAUUGGUUGAUGAAUUGGUUAAAGUGGGAAAGGUGGAGGAGGCGAAAUCCUUUUAUGAUACAAUGGUGAAGAAGCUUAAAAUGAAUGAUGCAAGCUAUAAGUUUAUGAUGAAAGCACUUAGUGAUGUGGGGAAGUUGGAUGAGGUGCUGAAAAUGGUUGAUGAGAUGUUGGAUGAUGAAAGCGCUGAUUUUAGCGAGGAGUUGCAAGAGUUUGUUAAAGAUGAAUUAAGAAAGGUAGGGAGAGAAGAUGAUUUGACAAAGCUUAUGGAGGAGAAAGAGAGACUGAAGGCUGAAGCUAAGGCUAGAGAAAUUGAGGCUGCGGAAGCAGCCAAGAGAAGUGCAAAAGCUGCUGUCUCUUCUUUACUUCCAUCUAAGUUGUUUGGGAACAAAGAUGAAUCUCAGUCUACUAUGGCCAGUGAAAGCACCAUUGACUCUUCCUCUGGAGGUGAAGCGCCAGUGCAAGACGGGAGUCAAGGGCCUAUAGAGGAAGCUACUGUUAUAGAAUCUGUUGCUGUUGAUACAAAUUCAACGAGUGAAGCUACUGUUGCCGAUUCUAAUGCUGUGGAUACAAAGCCAUUCUGAUUAAACAUGGUGUAAAAGUGAUGUUGCAAAAGAGAGCAGGUAAUAGCUCAAUGGUUUUGGAAGGAGGACUUGAUUUAAUAUGCUUGUCUAAUCAAUUUAUCUGUAAUUAGGGAAUAUUGAAAAAUAAUCUCUAAUUAUUGGUGGGAAUGCUAGUUGAAUAAUUAUUGCAGCAAAUGGCACAAGUUUUUCGGAGUUUUGUAGCUCAUGUGUUGAGCUCCCUUCUUUCAGUGCUGGAAUAGUGGUGGCAUAGCUUGUAUUUAAUGGUAGCUUUUGAGCCUCCGAAGAUUCUUCUUUUGUUUUCAUUUAUUUUGGCUAACAAGCAGAAAAACUGAAGAUGGAAUCGUAUUUGGCCUGGUAAAGCAAGUUUCAUUUCUACAGAAUUCUUUUCUUUUUUUGAAGUAGUCUAGUCUAUACCCAAUCUCUGGUUAACUUGUACUGCGAAAUUAUAUAGUUUUUGACCAGCUAGGGACUUGGACAGUUGGAUAUGCUUUCAAUUUCAUUGCACCUCUUUACCCAACCGAUGAGUUUGGGACACUGUCUCUGCAGUCUACACUGAAAGUCGGGCACAAGCGUCAACUCUACGUAGCCAAUACUGUGUGCCCCCAGUGUAAUCUGCCCAGAAUCUAGCUCAGGAUUGCUGGAAAGGAUCAGAGGAAGCAAUUGAGACUUGCCAUUCCAAACUACAUGAUAUGAAUUACUUGCAGAUGAACUUUCCAUCAUGAAUCAAAAAAGUGAUUUCCUUAUGAAUUGGGUUUUAUUUCUAAAAAGGUUGCGGGCUUUCAUUGAAUAGAUUGUCUUCCUUGGGCCAGCCUUAUCAGCCAAGCAAUUCUUACUCUAAUAACGAAAGGGCUACACCAUUAAUUUAGCAGCGGCACUUUGUUGCCCAUUUGUUAAUUUAGGCUUCAAGGUCUCAUUGCUUAUGUUUAAACUCCUAAAAGUUCAUUGUUCAUGAAAAUUACGAAAUUAAAUGGCCCACUGCGAAGUCCAUUAAUCGACAAUUGCUACUUUGUAUGAAGUAGAAUCUUUUGCUCGAAGUGAACUUGUCAAGUAGAAAGACGAGAAGCAAUGAAGCAAAGUUAAGAUACUUGGGGGCUGCAAAGAAGGUGGCUUGAUGUUUUCAAUGGUAAACGAGGGGCAAGGACAGGAUGGUUUAUACCACCCGAUGGUUUUGCAGCAAUAAAUGGAUUUGAUAGUAGUCAAAGUUUGGCCUCAUCACUUUUAUCUUGCCACAUUUGUCUCAAGCUGGCACAUUUUUGU
Durio zibethinus is the source of this 3354-nucleotide messenger RNA. Its product is annotated as pentatricopeptide repeat-containing protein At3g49240, mitochondrial-like. NCBI's taxonomy places the organism in Eukaryota, Viridiplantae, Streptophyta, Magnoliopsida, Malvales, Malvaceae. The record is from RefSeq and is a predicted model, not a curated record. Gene Ontology annotation, molecular function: protein binding.